Messenger RNA from Sceloporus undulatus (fence lizard), 1441 nucleotides. Its product is annotated as glutathione S-transferase theta-3-like. Lineage: Eukaryota; Metazoa; Chordata; Lepidosauria; Squamata; Phrynosomatidae. Bases 109 to 834 code for a protein of 241 amino acids. Gene Ontology annotation, biological process: glutathione metabolic process. Gene Ontology annotation, molecular function: glutathione transferase activity. The transcript has 5 exons. Gene Ontology annotation, cellular component: cytoplasm. The record is from RefSeq and is a predicted model, not a curated record.
AGAUAGUUCCUGAGAAGCGAGGCGGCGGCAGUUGCAAUCUGCGGAGGAAGGAAAUCCCGUCUCCCUCUUGGAAUUUCUCCCUUUUCCUGCCUUUUUCUUCCCACCAAAAUGGUGCUGGAUCUCUACCUGGACCUGGAUUCGCAGCCGUGUCGCGCCGUUUACGUCUUCGCAAAGAAGAACAACAUCCCCUUCCAGUUCAAGCGCAUCGACCUGAUGAAAAUGGAGCAAAGGGCCGAGUGGUUUCUGAAGGUCAACCCUGUGGGUCAAGUGCCGGCCAUGAAGGACGGAGACUUCGCCUUGUCCGAGAGCAUCGCCAUCCUGCUCUACCUGGCGAAGAAAUUCAACGUCGCUGACCACUGGUACCCCUCCGACGUGGAAAAGCGGGCGAGAGUGGACGAAUACCUGGCCUGGCAACACACGGCCAUCCGGAAGUUUGGCUGCGAGGUCUUUGUCAUCAAGGCGCUGGCCCCUGUCUUCCUGGACCCGCUUCCCCCCGAAAAGCUGGAGGCGGCCGUGAAGGACCUGGACGAGGCCCUGAGGCUCUUUGAGGACAAGUUCCUCCAGGACCGGCCCUUCAUCGCCGGACGCCAGGUCUCCCUGGCCGACCUGAUGGCCAUCGAGGAAAUCAUACAGGUCGUCGCCACCGGACACGAUGUUUUCCGAUCUCGUCCCAAGAUGGCCGCCUGGCGCUCGCGGGUGGAGGAUGCCAUUGGGAAGGAGCUCUUCCAGGAGGCUCACAAAGCCCUCUUUCACCCUCCGGAGCUGAGUGUGGAUCAGUACCCGCCGGCCCUGAAGGAGCAGACAAAGGAAAGCCUGGUCAAGUGGAUCCGCUGACGACAACGGUGGCGUCAAUGCGGAUCGCGACGCAGAUCAACAUAGAAUAGUGGCGCUUUUAGCUCAGAUUAAAAUGGAGAGCCUGGUAACGCUCUCCUUGGCUCUGCAGGAAGGCUUCACAAUCAGCAAUGCCAUGUUAGGAACCAAGACAGGGAUUCUGACCCGUUUAGCCUUACGAAUCCUGACGCUUCUGCUGGCGAUUAUAAAAUCAUAUACAAAUGGAUAUAUAAUUUGCUUUCUUUUAAAAUGGGAGGUCAAGGCAAAAGGUGUUAGGAUUGGGAAUUAGGAGCCAUCGGCUUUGCAUGAGGCACAUUUCAAUGCCAGGAAAGUGUGGGGACAAAAACGGAUGUUGUAAAGCAAAGCCUUUAAAGGCAAUGAAGGGCUAUUAACUUUAGCAAAGAGCGGCUCAUCUGCCAGCGACAUAAAGGUAUAAAUGGCUUUUAUUUCGCUUAAGCAAAGUUCAAGGCAGCAAAUGCUUUCUGGCAAACUGUUACAAAAUGAAGGAUUUUAAAGGCAGCUUGGCUAAGAAUUAGGACUCAUGAGUCUGACAAAAAUCUUGCUCUUUGGCUCAAUAAAAAUGGCCCUGAAUUGGGUUUUCUUUCCAACA